UGCGUAUUUUCUUAUUCUUCACUCUCUAUAUAUAUCAAAGGGCUCUUCUUCUUCUGUGUCUGUCGUCGAUAUUCUUUAGGGCUUUUGAUGCAUUGUCCUAUGGUCUCUUUUCCAGAAAUGACUCCAUAAAGUUGGAGGAACACUUCAACAACUAACGCUUCUCACCCACCAGUGCAGUUUGCCUGGCUCUUUUGAGGUUGAUAGUAUGCUGGAUUGUAAUCCAUGUAACUAAUCCUCCCAGCACCUGUAAUUUAAGAAGGGUCUAGUUGCUCAGAAAUUGGACUAGGAGCUGGUUAGCCAAGUAUCAACGACCAACAGAAUGUGGCUCAAGGAUCCUACCAAGUUUAGGUUUACGUUCUUGAACAAUGAUCUAUUGCCUUUUCCAUUAAGCAUUGCAUUGUACAUUAUCCUUAUGUGCUUGUGAAAGACAUGAUGCUUUUCGGAUGAAGUGUACAUAUGGAGAACAUCCUUGGCAUACUCGUAUCGGUAACCUUAACAUCUUUGACUCACGUUACUUUGGGUGCACGGCAGCUUUGGAUGCUGAACAUUACUUGCAAGAAAUCGGUGCCCUAGAGGGGUUUUACUUUCCGAGAAUCAUGGAAGUGAAUCCAUCACCAGUUACGCCUCCUGCUGAAACACUACCUUCAGUCCAAAUCUCGGUAGAGCACCCAAAUUUGGCAACAUCCAUCCAGUACGGAGUUUCUAGUUUACCUGUGAGAGAUGAAGUCCGUACAGGUGGCUUUGUGACUGAUAAUUGGAUUAAUUUCUUAUUUGGUGAGAGUUUCCCUGCUACUGAGAUGCAGCAAUGACACUUAUGUUUUCCAUCUUAACAUGCUUGCACAUUUAUAUGCCACCAUUGACAGAAUUUCAUGUAUUUAUCCCUUUAUGGCAUUAGAGGGAUCGAGGAAGAUAAGGAGCCCAACAUAUAUUCAACUAAUUUUUUGCCCCUAAUCUUUCUAAUAGGAACUUCACUCAAGAUUCCCUAUUAAAAAAAUUUUAAUUCAAGAUUCAGUAUCCAAGAUUGGAGACUCUCGUUUCAAGACAAUUUAGGAGAACCCAAGAACUCUCCCAUAUAAAUAUGUCAAGUUGAAAUUUCUAAUUCAAGCAAGAAUAUUACUGCAAUUAUCUUUUGAUAGUAGUAUUUUGGUCAGUGUUUAUUUGAUGGUGUGGAGUAUGCUAAGUUCUUUAUUAGAGGAUGCAGCUAUUAGGUUAAUUUGCUGCUUUCCUGGUUAGAGAAAAAGGGGUUUAGAAGGAACAAUGUUUUCUGCCCUCAGUUCCAGUAUUUUCAUUUUGGAUAGCCACAUGAUCCAUUAUACUAUUAUUUAUUCUGAAACAAAGUACAAUGCAAGACAUUGAAGUUGGAAUGAAAAGCAUAUGUAAGUCAAAUGGCCUUUGAGAUGUCACAAUGUAAUUCUACCACGAGGUCCACAAAAACUAACAAACUUGUAGGUAAGCACAUGGUGAUAAACAUUGGAAUUAACAUAUUAAAUGCACCCAAAAAGUAGAAUUUUACAUAUCUUAAUUCAUGGAAAUUCCAUCCAAUAAAAUGGAACCUUCCCAGGACCCCCCGCACAUAGCGAGAGUUUUAGUUCACCAGGCGGCCCUAUUGAAUCUUAUUCAUGCACCUCAAAAUUCACUUAGAGAUAUGGAUUUUCUACAGGAACAUUCGUUGAGCAACAAGCAUUAUCUUCUGCCAUUGGAAAUAGAGACAUUGAGUGUUUUGUAGUAGUAGUUGGUGAUAUGAGCAGCAUACCUCCAAGACCAAUUUCAUUAGGAGGAAUGUAAUGUUCCUUGCUUAAAUUAGAGUAGCAUCUUCACCACCGUCUGGUAUGUUUCCAAAUUCUGGUUCCUGUAGAAUGUUAUAAAGUUGCCUCUGGAGUCUUUUCACAGGUGCCAAAAUGUGUUGUGUAAGCCCUGAUCUCUUUCUUUUUGGGACACUGUUAGGAUUCCAGAUAGGAUCUUUGUCUGCUUCUCCCAACAAAAGGUAAAUAUUAGUGCACAUAAAACAAUAAUGUAUUAAUACAAUAGAAUUUAUUUUGGUCAAGCUAGUUUUAUUUGUAUGGUUAAAGUAUAGUUGGACUAGUCAGUUCAUAUCUUUAUUGAAAAUCCUCAAUUCAGUUCAUUGUGUAAAGGAAAGUUAGAUCUCAAAAUUUAGGAUAGACACUAUAAUAAAUGAUCAUUUAGCAAGAAAGAAAACAAAGAUUGUGCUUGUAGAGUAUGUAGAGUAUCAUAUAAUAAUUACUUUCCUACGGCUUAUUUGGUAAAAUCCUGAAUGUGAUUUGACAUUACAUAAUUUGACAAGCACAUCACAGUAAUCGGACAAUGAUAGGAAUUUCCUGCAUAAGAAUAAAUUCAUGUCUCGUGAAUCUUGAUAGAUGCUUAUCAAGUUAUCUUAGAGCUUAUGGUGUAAAUGAUUCUUUUGAAUAUUAGAUACCAACAUAAAACAACCACUUGGACAGUGGAAGAAUGCUGAAAAAAUUUUCCGUCUCACGGUUAAAUUGUUGUGUAUGUUCUGAAGAUUCUCUUCCACUGUUUUCCGCUCCUUUUUUGGGGGUGGUUCAAAUUUAUCCAUUUUCAAUCGAUAGAAUAAGAGAAGUUUGUAUUUGGAAUCAAUAGUAUUAUUGGGUUAACUGUUUCUUUCUUUUCUUAGAAUUACUUUAUGGUAAGGUGCAUCUACAAUGAUUUGGUUGUUGUCUUUCACCUAUCUCAUAAUUUCUUUGUGACUAAGGGCUCGUUUGGUACGAAAGAUAAGGCAUAACUAGUCUUGGGAUUAAUUUUAGGAUGAGCUUAUCCCAUGUUUAGAAGGGAUAAGAUCUAACUUAUCCCCGAGGUAGUUAUCCAGGGAUUUAGUGUUAUUUUUAUUCCACAUUGAGGGUGGGAUAACAAUCCCGUGAUAACUCGUUCCCAGCCAAAUGUGCUCCUAAGAGUUUUGCGAUUACUAUCAUGCAAAAUUGAAGAAAGAAAUUGGCCAGAAAUUAAGCAGAAAGAUAUUAGUUUCCACUUUCUUAAUACUUGAAUGCUUAAGAAAGGAUUUUAUUCAGAACAUGCAUCAUAUUUGCUGAGACAAGUUAAGUGCUCUUUGUUUGUGGAAGUUUUUUACCAUUUGUUUUUUCCAUCUGCAUGCUCUGUUUUUCUCUGUUUGCAUGUCUAGGAAUAUAGUUCUGUAGUGUCCCCAUAACGCGCCACCUUGUUCCACAAGCAUUCCAGACACUGGUUUUUCAUGUGGCCCAGGUCUCCAAUGGGGGGUUUCUGUUUGAGUUCAAAAUUAAUUAGUGUUUAAACUAAAGCACAAUGAUCAUUGACAAAUUUAGAGUUGUCAAUAUAAGCUAGGCCCGUUGGGCUAGCCUGGCCCAAUCCGUGAUUUGAUAGGGUUGGGCUAUGACUCCCGUGAAUCAUAUCGGCUCGAAGAUGCAAAAUUACAAGGUGAAAAUGAAAAGUCAAUAAAGAUGAAGGGGGGGAAAGAGAGAGAAAGAAGAAAUGGGGGGCAUUUUUAUUAGUUUAGGAAAUAUUAAGGACGUUAAUGUAAAUUAAGAGGUCAAUGAAGAUAAAGACCAAAAGGCACUGACAUUGCCAGCUUCAUUUAAGGGACUAAUAGGGAGUUCAAACAUAGUUGGGCUUAGAAAAUAAGCUAUAUAUUAUAUUAUAUAGUAUGAUAAAAUAUCAAGAUACAUUGACUCUUGGCUUUUUAGAGUGGUUAUACAUAAGUUUUGUUUGUUUUUUUUCCUCCUCCUGUAAUCUAAAAUGUAAAUAUAAUGUUCUUAUAGUUUGGAGUAUUUUAACA
This is a messenger RNA of Solanum pennellii, 3781 nucleotides long. RefSeq lists its product as uncharacterized. The record is from RefSeq and is a predicted model, not a curated record. Bases 444 to 809 code for a protein of 121 amino acids. NCBI's taxonomy places the organism in Eukaryota, Viridiplantae, Streptophyta, Magnoliopsida, Solanales, Solanaceae. The transcript has 8 exons.